Messenger RNA from Erythranthe guttata (spotted monkey flower), 702 nucleotides. RefSeq names its product SNARE-like superfamily protein. NCBI's taxonomy places the organism in Eukaryota, Viridiplantae, Streptophyta, Magnoliopsida, Lamiales, Phrymaceae. Gene Ontology annotation, biological process: protein transport. The record is from RefSeq and is a predicted model, not a curated record.
AUUAAGAAGAAAUUUCGAACAAAAACGACUGCAAUUUCACCCGAUCGGAUUGAUACGAAGAAGAAGAAGAAGGGAGAAAAAAAAAUGGGUAUAAGAUUCGUACUGAUGGUGAACAAACAAGGGCAGACACGUUUAGCACAGUACUAUGAAUACCUAAACGUCGAAGAACGACGCGCUCUCGAAGGUGAAAUCGUUCGCAAAUGCCUCACCCGCACGCAACAACAGUGUUCCUUUGUUGAGCAUCGGAACUACAAAGUCGUGUACAGGAGAUACGCAUCGCUCUUUUUCCUGGUUGGAGUGGACAACGAAGAAAAUGAGCUUGCAAUUUUGGAAUUUAUACACCUGCUAGUCGAAACUAUGGAUCGUCACUUUGGCAAUGUGUGUGAGCUGGAUAUCAUGUUUCAUUUGGAGAAAGCACACUUCAUGCUCGAGGAAAUGGUGAUGAAUGGCUGCAUUAUUGAGACGAGCAAGACAAAUAUCCUCUCUCAGAUACAGCUAAUGGAGAGAGCAUCUUAGGUUUGUUCUAAACUUUUCUGAUGUUUAUCUCACUUAUUCGUGAUCGAUGUUCUUUUUUCCGGUUUUUUUUCUCUCGUUUUGGUGGCAUGUUAACUGUAUUACUAUUAUCACUAUGAUAAAAAAAAAAAAAGUUGUAUUUUUAUUGAAUUUUGAUUUUCACAUAUAUUUGAGAUCCAAAUUAUUACA